AAAAUUCCCAAUAAAAGUAUAAAACAUAUAAAAUGACGUCAUAAAUCACAAUCGUGAUAAAGUUUCAAUGAACUUUUAGGGACGAAAAGUAUAUUAUUUAAAACCUGAGGGAGGACUAAGAAAAUUUCCCUUUUGUUUUGCUUAUUGCAGUUGUUGUCCAGUUAUACUCGAGAAAGACCAGCAUUAACUGCAUAACUCAAUUAUUACACGAUUUUAAGGUUUUCUGAAUCUUUGUUGCAUCUAGCUAAAAAGCAUCUAAGGGUUUCCAUUUGCGUGAAGGCAUUCAAGCUGAACAGAAGCUGGUGAUGAGUUGUUUCUCAUUUUUAUUUUCGAGAAAGAAGACAGCUUCCUCAGCUGAACAGACAAUAGAAAUUGAUGAAGAGGUUUCAGGUAUUCAGAACACUACACUGUUUACUUACAAGGAACUGAAAAUGGCAACUGGAAAUUUUCAUUAUUCCAACAAAAUUGGAGAGGGAGGUUUCGGUAUUGUCUACAAGGGAACUUUCAGAGAUGGGACCAUGGCUGCUAUAAAGGUUCUGUCAGCUGACUCAAAGCAAGGGGUGCGAGAGUUCUUGACAGAAAUAAAUGUAAUUGCAGAUAUAGAGCAUGAAAACCUGGUUAAGUUGUAUGGUUGUUGUGUGGAAGGAAGCCACAGAAUUUUGGUCUAUGAAUAUCUUGAGAAUAACAGCCUUGCACAAACUCUUAUUGGCGGAAACCGUAGCAAUAUUCAAUUCAGCUGGCAAACAAGACGUAACAUAUGCAUUAAUGUUGCAAAGGGGCUUGCUUUUCUUCACGAGGAAGUUCGACCACAUAUUGUUCACAGAGACAUCAAAGCAAGCAAUAUCCUUCUUGAUAAAAAUCUCAUGCCCAAAAUUUCAGAUUUUGGUCUGGCAAAGCUUUUCCCUGACAACUUGACUCAUAUUAGUACACGUGUUGCCGGAACAACAGGUUAUCUAGCACCUGAGUAUGCUAUAAGAGGUCAGCUGACAAGGAAAGCAGAUAUUUACAGUUUUGGUGUUUUGCUAUUGGAAAUUGUUAGCGGUAGAUGCAACACAAACAAGAGAUUACCUCUGUCAGAUCAAUAUCUACUUGAAAGGGUGUGGGACCUGUAUGAACGAGGACAACUAGUGGAAUUGAUUGAUACAUCAUUGAAUGGAGAGCAUAAUGAUGAAGAAGCUCAGAAAUUCCUAAAGAUUGGCUUACUUUGCACCCAAGACAUGCCAAAGCUCCGACCAUCCAUGUCUGAAGUGGUGAAGAUGCUAAUGGGUGAGGAAGCUGUGGAUGACCGGGAUAUAUCAAGACCUGGCUUGCUUUCGGAAUUCACGAGUCUAAGAGGCCAAAAAGACAAACAUGACAUGACUUCUGAAGGCACAAGCAAAGAGGUGAAUUCUCCAUCAUCAGAAAGUAUCUCCACAUCUUAUGCUGCAAUGACAUUCAAUUCAAUAUAUGACCGAAGCAAUUAGGUUGGUAUAUAUUGUUUUGGUAAUCAUUGGCUAGUGUUCUGAAAUUUUUUCCCUGGUUUUUUCUGAGUAAGAGUCAGGGCUUUGGAAAUUGCUAGCCAAAUUAUACCUUGUUCAUCUUUUCUGCUUGUGGGACCUGAAAAUGCUAUAAAUUUAUGUAAGUUGUAAUCAAUUAGGCCUUUAUAUUUUGAUUCUUUUUAAAUUCACUUGAGUUUUGUUAAAAGGAAAAAUGUGCAAGAAAAAAUACUGCAAAGCCAGAGUGUAUAUGAACAAUACUUUUGUGACUUCAGGUGAGUGAACUCUUCCUUGCUCACUCGGCUUCUUCUUUCCAUUAUAAACAGAAAGCUGUAGGUGUAUUUUCAUUAUUCUGUGUAUUUUGUAAUGAAUCAA
This is a messenger RNA of Durio zibethinus, 1850 nucleotides long. RefSeq names its product cold-responsive protein kinase 1-like. The record is from RefSeq and is a predicted model, not a curated record. Gene Ontology annotation, biological process: protein phosphorylation. Gene Ontology annotation, molecular function: ATP binding; protein kinase activity. NCBI's taxonomy places the organism in Eukaryota, Viridiplantae, Streptophyta, Magnoliopsida, Malvales, Malvaceae.